Molecule: messenger RNA, 435 nt
Organism: Colletotrichum lupini
Lineage: Eukaryota; Fungi; Ascomycota; Sordariomycetes; Glomerellales; Glomerellaceae
Exons: 3
Coding region: 1-435 (144 amino acids)
Source: RefSeq, a predicted model, not a curated record
AUGUACGCGGAAAUUCCGCCUGAGUGUCAAUUAUCUAUCAGUCAGCCUGAUGAGCAGCCUAGGAGUUGUUGGGCUGCAGUGAAGAGGCCAUUGGCGCUUGAGCUGAGGCUCUGCACUGUAGAUCGAUCCAGCCUGCCGCAGUCUGGAAAACAUACCAGUUGCCCCAAAGCGUCCUUUUACAACAGUAAUGACUUUUACAUAAGCGAAAUCUCAUGGGCUGAGACGCGCAUACACGAGCUGACAUGCAGCGUACCCGACCUGCAGGCUCUCGUUGGGACGGGGCGAGAAUGCUAUGCAGCCACGCCGGGGAAGGACCAGGAUCCUAGGAACGAGAAAGAAUCGAUGCACGUAUUACCCACUCGGGAGAAAGACUCGGCGCAGGUCGUGUGGGAAGGUGAGAACACCUAUGAUCAGAUUGCCAAGACUCUGGCGUGA